Molecule: messenger RNA, 4716 nt
Organism: Numida meleagris (helmeted guineafowl)
Lineage: Eukaryota; Metazoa; Chordata; Aves; Galliformes; Numididae
Gene: NGEF
Product: neuronal guanine nucleotide exchange factor
Exons: 16
Coding region: 323-2524 (733 amino acids)
Biological process (GO): activation of GTPase activity
Molecular function (GO): protein binding; guanyl-nucleotide exchange factor activity
Source: RefSeq, a predicted model, not a curated record
AGCAAACAAAGUCAGAGGGAAACUUCCCUUUCAAGUGGAACUGUCAGAAGGUACAAGGACUGAAGGACAGAGAUCUUCAAUAGGACACACCUGCAUCAAGAUUCAGAGCUGAACUGCAAAUUUCUAACAGCUCGGGGGAGUUUAGUCCAGAUUUGUUCGACACACCUAAUCUCGAUAGCAAAUGACAGCCUGGUUCAGCCCCAGAGAGUCAGGUUUCCAGCUCUCAUCCAGAUAAAGCUGAUGGAGUUGUGGACACUACCUGCCUGCUGUUGCUCUGCUGCUGAUCCAUCCUCUCGGCUGCUCUAGACGAGAUCUGAAAGCCAUGGAUGGGCACGGAGGAGAAGCCGCCGGUGGGCUCCAGCAGGGUAUUUCUUGGUCAUUUUCAGUCUCUGAAGGUGAGGAAGAGUCAGAAGGUACUGACUCAGCGAUCCAAGAGGGGGACUCGCACACACACUACAUUGCCAUUCAAAGAAAUUCCAAAUACUAUCGGUCCAUGAGGCUGCCAAACAGAUCGAAGAGAAAGACUGCAAGGGAAGCAAUGCAUGCAGGGCGCGCUGCAGGUUCACUCAGAAACAAUGAGCCUGACAAAGAGCCCCUGAACGUUUUACCUCCUAAGGGAUUGCCAGCUCCAGUAGACUGUAAUCAGACAACUUUAGAAGAAUUAUUGAUCCAAAGGCUGCUGCCUUCCUACCCCCGUUACCGUGGCAACCUCCCGGGCUCCCCCAGCCCCGCGCCGCCGCCGCUACCGCCGGAGCUGCUCGGCAGCCGCCUGCCGCCGCCGGCCAUGGAGCUGCUGGCUGCGGCGCUCAGCGCCGCCUGCGCCCUCGACCAGGACGGCUCUGCGGGACAGCCCGGCAGGAAUCCCCCCGCGGCCGCUGAGGACAGCCCCACCGCCGCCGAGGCGCCGCCGCCCGCCCACCCCAUGACGGCCGACUCGUGGAGGAACCUCAUCGAGCACAUCGGGCUCUUGUAUCAGGAAUAUCGAGAUAAAUCGACGCGCCAGGAGAUCGAAACCAGACGGCUGCAGGAUUCACAGACAGACCCUGAAGAGAGUUCACCCAGUGAGGAAGCCCCAUCUGAGACAGAACCUGCAAGUACACCUGAGAGCAAAGCUGCACCACAAAUCAAUUUGCUGAGGAACUCCAACUCCAGGUUCAACUUAUGGCAGGACCUGCCCGAGAUCCGGAGCAGUGGGAUCCUCAGCAUCCUCCAGCCGGAUGAGAUCAAGCUGCAGGAGGCAAUGUUUGAGCUGGUUACUUCUGAAGCCUCGUAUUGCAAGAGUCUGAAUCUGCUGGUGUCUCAUUUCAUGGAGAAUGAGCGUCUGAAAAAGAUCUUACACCAGUCCGAGGCACACAUCCUCUUCUCCAAUGUCCUGGAUGUCAAGGCUGUUAGUGAGCGCUUCCUGCUGGACCUGGAGCGACGGGUUGAGGAGAAUAUUGUGAUCUCGGAUGUGUGCGAUAUUGUCUACCAGCAUACAGUUGAUCACUUCUCUGUGUACAUCACCUAUGUCUCCAACCAGACCUACCAGGAGAGAACUUACAAGCAGCUUCUCCAGGACAAGCCAGCUUUCCGGGAGGUGAUCACACAGCUGGAGCUGGAUCCCAUGUGCAGAGGCCUAUCCUUUUCUUCCUUCCUGAUUUUGCCAUUUCAAAGGAUCACUCGGCUCAAGCUACUGGUGCAGAAUAUUUUGAAGAAAGUGGAAGAGAAAUCUGAGAGGGAAACCACUGCCCUGGACGCACAUAAGGAGCUGGAAACAGUGGUGAAAGCAUGCAAUGAAGGUGUAAGGAAGAUGAGCCGAACAGAGCAGAUGAUCAGCAUCCAGAAGAAACUGGAAUUUAAGAUCAAGUCUGUGCCUAUCAUCUCUCACUCCCGCUGGCUGCUGAAGCAGGGGGAACUGCAGCAAAUGAACGGUCCGAAGACAUCACGGACACUUCGCACCAAGAAACUCUUCAGAGAAAUCUACUUGUUCCUUUUCAAUGACCUGCUGGUCAUUUGCCGGCAAAUUCCAGGGGACAAGUACCAAGUGUUCGACUCAGCGCCCCGGGGGCUUCUUCGGGUGGAGGAGUUAGAAGACCAGGGGCAGAGUUUGGCCAACGUCUUCAUCUUGAGGCUGCUGGAGAAUGCCGAUGACCGGGAGGCCAGUUACAUGCUGAAGGCAUCGUCGCAGAGUGAGAUGAAGCGUUGGAUGAUUUCACUGGCCCCAAACCGGAGAACCAAGUUUGUUUCAUUUACAUCCAGAGUUUCAGACUGCCCGCAGAUCCAGUGUGUACACCCCUAUGUGGCCCAGCAGCCAGAUGAGCUAUCCUUGGAGCUGGCUGACGUCCUCAACAUCCUGGACAAGACAGAUGACGGCUGGAUAUUUGGGGAGCGGCUUCACGACCAGGAGAGGGGCUGGUUCCCCAGUUCUAUCGGGGAGGAGAUCCUGAACCCCAAAAUCCGAGCCCAGAACUUGAAGGAGUGUUUCCGGGUGCACAAGUCAGAUGACAGCCAGCGGAGGAAACUGGGCAGCAGGAACCGCCAAUGACUGCUGGUGUCCCCAAGCCUGGGGAGCGCGCCUGGGAGAGGGACAGAGGACAGAGGCUGCUGGCUGGGGGGACACAGAGGCGGUGCUGGAGGCUGUGGCACAGGACCUGGUGUGCCACACCAAGCACAUGCACUCUUGAACGCAUGGACCUCAGUUCCCAGGCUGCCUGCCAUGCUUUCUGCUGUGCUGAGCCCUCCUUGGAGAGCAGUGCUUCGAGCUGGCUGAAAUCACCCUUUUCCAAAGAGCAUGAGCCCGAACUGGCACCACAUGAAGGCCCUGGGUGCCGGCCAGCUGACCAGCGAGGGAACCUGGGGCUGUGGGGGGCCGAGCUCCAGCCCCAGUUCCCUGUGCAUGUGCCAGCUGCAGCCGGCUCUGGCUGCUUGGGAAAGGCUCGCGGCAGCAAGUGGAACUCAGCAAUUAGUGUUGCCCGGUUUGAGUGCUCAUGCCUCAUCACUACCUUUUGAGCUAGGGGCUCUCUUAGAGACGCACCUCAUAGGGUUGGGAAUUCCAGCAGAGGAACCAUCUCACAUCCCUUCACACUGCCCACCCCCAGGACCCCAUUUCCCCAGCAAAGCCGAUGGAGGCAUCCCUUGGGUCGGCCCUUGAUCUGCUCCCCAGUGCUCUGAAGUGCUUUGAACACAGCCCUGCUCCACCAGCAGCCCCACCUCAGAGACCCCAACCUCCAUCCCUGCUCACCUGAAGGCCUCAAAGCCCAUCUGGGCCAUACCCCAUGGCUCACCCCUUCUCUCAGCUGCUGCAGAAGCAUGGCACCAUGGCAUUCCCCAGCUGCUCUGGUGCUCAGGAGGAUGGGCUGCACAUGGUCUCUGCUGCGCCCACUGUGGCGUGCUGCAGGGCUCCAGGAGUGCCAGCAGACAAGCACCAUGCAGCAAGCGACAGCACCCCAGGAGCCGCUGUGCUGCUCAGUAGAAGGCUCAGCAACACGCCUGCAUGCUUGUAACCCACACCUCCAGCUGCGCACAGCCUCCCUGUACAGUUCAUGUAUAUAUGCAGUCCUCUGUCGCCAGCAGAACUACACCAUCGCUUCGUCCAGUUGUGGUACUGAGCAUCGCAUGAAGCCCCGGGCACAGCACUAGGAGCUGCCGGGCACAAACACCACACCCAGCAGCCCUGCAGCAAUGGCCUGCUGUGCAGCUGCCUUGCUCCAAACAGCACCAUGUGUGGCCGCAGCCGAGGGCGCUGGGCUACAGCAUCAAGUAUGCUGGUCCUGAGCUGCAGCCACCACCCGUUAUGGAAUCAGGGUUAUUGGGCAUUUCUGUAACGCUGCAAGGAGUCUUCCAGGCACUGCGAUGUGCUGUGAUGACAUCUGGGCUGUAUUCCAGAAGGGGACAGAGAGCAGUGUAGGGUCCUGGUUUCGCGAGGCGCGUGCAGUGUGGGCUCAGGACACAGCUGGUGGAAGCUGCAGCAACAAAGGGAGCACAGAAGGGGGACCUUCAUUGGGCCAGCUCUGUGCCAGCACACACGCAGGGCCGCAGAGAGGGCUGGGACAGGUCUGCAGCCUCCAGCUUCAUGCAGUGGGCUCACCUGAUAGGGACACCCCAAAUCAGGCCCCCAGAAAAGCACCCCACAGGCACCGUCUGAGUGCAACCACACCUCCAGGUCCGGGUCCAGACCUUGCAGCAGCUGCAAAUUCCCCAGCACAAACCCUGGAGGAGCUCCAGCCUCAGGCAGCCCUCCAAGCUACCCACUGAAGUGAGCACAUCGCAGCCCCUCCAGUUUGGCAGAGCCAGAGCCAGCACAGCCCCGCACUGAAGCCCCACAGAGGUUGCUUCUCAGUACAGAAGCGCUCUCUCACCCAGCAGAAGCAGCUGUUCACCAGUGGAGGGGCCCAGAUUCCCCAGUGUCAGGAUACCAGCACCUCGCUGUACUGCUUGCAGGAGGGAGAGGGGCCCAGGGCUGCUACCUGCUGUCCCCUCACACCCUGGACUCACUCCAGCUGCUCCAGCUCUGUUGUGACUUUUUAUGACUUCAAACCCUAGGCACAGGCUGUGCCACUUCCAGGCGCCAAAUGGCAUCCAGUGUUAUUUCUUCAGACCCAGCCCCGCACGCCUUUUCACGGGCCCACAGCUGCAGCCCCCAGCCCCUGCCAGGCUGCCAAGGUGUACUGAGGGGAACUUCUCGUCGUCUCGUUUUCCGUGUGAUGAAAUACAGCUGAAUGAGCCAGCGCCAAAGCA